CACUGGGACUGGAGUAGCAUAGCAUUAGUUAGCAUUAAUAUUCUGCUUAAAAACUUCCGCCACAUUUCUGAAUUUUCAUCUUCCAUCUUCAUCUCCAAAUCAUAAUCACCGAUAUGGGAAAUCGAAUUGCGAGAAUCCAAAACGACACGCUCUGGUCGAUAUCAAUGAAAGAGCAUCGCAUGCUGGGUGGCUCAACCUCUCAGUAUAGCUACACAGUUCGUGUGGAUGCUAACGACAAUACAGAGAUUCCUGCUUCUCUCUUCCUCAAACGCAAUCAUCAGUCCGGAAUGCCCUCUGAGAUCGUCAUAUUUACAGAUGGAACUGAGGUCCGGGAAAGCUUAAUAUCUCAAGAUUUCGUUAGAUACGUGAAGAUUAUACUCUGUGUUGAAGGUCCGUAUCUUGUUGUUAAAGGUGUCCUUCCUCAAUUCCUCGAUCUCUGCUGGUUCCGACCUUGCAAUGUUUCCCUAUUACCUGCUAUAUUUGCUUCACUUUUCCUUCCUUGUACAUGGAUUGCUGCACUUGAGCUGAGUGUCUUACAGAAACAACCUUUCUACCUUCACGAGGUAGUGAUAAGGGGAUGCGGUUUUCUAGGCCGAGAAUACAGAGGAAGGCAAGGUGUGACAAUCAUGAGAUGCAGAAUCUCCACGCUCUUGAACAAUCAUGUCCAACAGCAGAGUGGUGUCACUUCAGUUCAAACAGUGUCUAGAUCUUCUUGCUUUCUAUGAAUAUGUUCUUGGAAACUUGGCUUUGAAGACCAGCAUCUGAUUUUAAGGACGAGUUGGAGCUCAUUGAAGCUGACUUCUGAAAACAUAUUGGGCACUAUUGCCGUUGUGCAUUAUGUGUUCAAAUUGUGAAAUUAUCUAGAAGUGGUGCACACACUUUUCUUCUUUUGACGUGUGUUGUUCUCCUACAGAUACAUUUAUUGGUGGUUUAUGAGACUUAUUGGAUCCUUCCAUUUUCACCUACAGAUAUUCUUUUUAUCUCCUGACUGGGAGAAUCCAUGCUAAUGGAGGAAUUAAUGGGAGCUUUACCAGUUCACUUGUGUUUCCAACUAUGCGUUACCAUCACAAACAGAAGAGCGGCAUCCGUACAGUACCAGAACUGUGUAGGCUAGCAAGAAGGAAACAGUUGUUCCAGCUUUUGCAUACUGUUGAAAGACAGUAAUGCUAUCCACGUUUUGUUGCUGCAGGGUUGAGUAUGUUCUUGGCAAAUCCACAAUCGCACUGGCUGAACUUUCCUCAUCUGUAUCAGUAUAUGAGUAAGCAACAUGACUUUUAACAUGGGGCAAUUGAACAUAGUUCUCUUUCUGGUCUGAAGAGUCUGCAUCUGAACUUGUGGAGUGUGGUUCAACUUUGACAACGGGGUUGCAGCUCCUUUGAUGGUCCAUGAAUUCUGCUUCGUUUUUUGCUGUUCGCUCUAGGUGAGCCAUCUUUUGAAUGCUCAGCCCUUGGUCGAUCCAGUUCAUGUCUAGAGCAUUCUUUAUGUGGAUGCAUUUAAGUAUGGUUGAUAUGAAGUUGGCACCAAAUGUAACUGCAACCAAAAUGGAAAGGGAGAAAGGCUUCCACCAGUUUUUACAUUGGACGGGUGAGGGUUUUGAAUUUGACAGGAAAAUGAUGAGCAGGAAAAUGACAUAAAACAUGGCCAAGUGAGUUGCUUUUGUAUCAUAGUACUGGAUUUGCUUCACUAGUCUAUGAUUGAUGAUGGCCAAUUCUUUGCAGGUGUUUUUGUGGUUUUCUAGGGUGUGGGAGAGUUUACUCCACAUGGCAUUAAUCUGAAUACUUUUAGACAUAGUUGAAAACACACACAAGAAUUAUUUCUUCUUUUUGAGGAAAUUUGAGUAGGUAUGAUUUAUGUAGAAAGUUAAUUUACUGUGCUCAGGUUAAUAUCUCUGUGACAACUCAUUUCUUUGCAAGCUACUUCCAGAAAGAUUCAGCAAGCUACGGUCCUUAGAGUUUCUUCUAAGGUGGAAGCUCCGAUUGGAGGAUUUGCACAUCUCAUACCUUGCUCAGGGAAUAGCUCAGAAAUGUGUAUGUGUGGCCGUUUAGGGGGUAAGAAAUUUCAAUUUGCCCUCUUAUAUAAAAGGUGAUAUGAGUGCCUUUAAAUAUUAAACUACAACUAAUACAUACAAAUACUAUUCUUUUAGUCGUAUUCAGUUUAUCAAAUUGUGAGAUAAUAUAUUAGAAAGAGGAGAAUGGAUUUAUAUAUAUAAAAAAUAUGUGCUGAUGUAACAUCUUAUGCGUGUGCUAUGUUUUUAAUUCUUAUAUUCUUGCUGAGAAAAUCAGCAAGCAGCAAUUGGACGCUACUGGGAGAAUUGAUAUUUGACUAUGAUACCGUGCAGGUUAACAGUGUGAUGUUAUUAGCUACUGUUCAAUCGUGAACUUACAGUAUAUGAGCAAAGUUAUGUGAUUAGCAUUUGGUUUUAGUUUUGAGUAUAUUACAACAUGGAGAUAGUUGGGGCAAAGAGAACAUCGUGAAUCUUUUCCACAUGUUAUGUUGAUUUACUCAAAUACUUUUGAUAUAUCUUGGUUUGGUUUGUUGUAGAUACUCGGCGCGAGUAAAUUAUAAUUUGGAAGCAAGAGAUUGGAGAAAGAGUUGAGAUGCUUGUAAACGGAAAUGACUUGUGCCAUUAGUGAAUAUUUUGGUGUAAAAUAUUGUCAUGAUGUAAAACACUUGAACAAUUUUAGUUAAUCAAACAAAAAACAUCAUCAUCAAA
Messenger RNA from Solanum dulcamara, 2713 nucleotides. RefSeq lists its product as uncharacterized. The record is from RefSeq and is a predicted model, not a curated record. The transcript has 7 exons. The coding region runs from base 114 to 725 and encodes 203 amino acids. NCBI's taxonomy places the organism in Eukaryota, Viridiplantae, Streptophyta, Magnoliopsida, Solanales, Solanaceae.